Molecule: messenger RNA, 636 nt
Organism: Ustilaginoidea virens
Lineage: Eukaryota; Fungi; Ascomycota; Sordariomycetes; Hypocreales; Clavicipitaceae
Exons: 2
Coding region: 1-636 (211 amino acids)
Biological process (GO): endocytosis
Cellular component (GO): clathrin vesicle coat; membrane
Source: RefSeq, a predicted model, not a curated record
AUGGCCCUCGUCGACCCGGCCACCGGCCAAGCCCUCCCCGGCGACGCCAUCCAGCGCGUGCUGCUGGUCGCCCACCCCGUGCACGUGUACCGCAUCCCGCCGCUCGCCUCCGUCCAGGGCCACAGCGCCGCGGCGUGGACCGCCGACCCCUCGCGCCGCAUCUUCCUCGCGCGGCUGCGCGUCGUCGAGACGGCCGCGCCCGGCGCCCCGCCCAAGGUCGACGUCGUGCUCGAGGACCCCUCGGGCGGGGGGCUGUUCGCCGCGGCGCCGUACGCGCACCCCUCGGCCGUGGAGCCCGUCCUCGACAGCAGCCGCUUCUUCGCGCUGACCGUGCGCGACCCCUCCGGCCGGCGGGCCGUGCUGGGCAUCGGCUUCGAGGACCGCGCCCACGCCUUUGACCUGGCGGCCGCGCUGGAGGACGCGCGGCGGGCGCUCGGCCUGCGCACCCGCGACGCCGGGCCCCCUGCCGCCGAUGCCGUCGCGCGCGAGGGCCCCAGGGACUACAGCCUCAAGGAGGGCGAGACGAUCACGGCCUUUGCGCUGCCGCCGCCGCCGAGCGCCGACGACGCCAGGCGCAAGCGGAGGUCGCUGCGGGACAUGGGCUUCGACGAUGGCCAGUUUGGCGAGUUUGCCUAG